This is a messenger RNA of Chilo suppressalis (striped riceborer), 2021 nucleotides long. NCBI's taxonomy places the organism in Eukaryota, Metazoa, Arthropoda, Insecta, Lepidoptera, Crambidae. The record is from the annotation of a GenBank genome assembly.
UUUGUCAUUGACAAAAAGAUGACAAAAAAAAUAAAAAAGAAAAUGACAAAUUUUACCAAUUAUUAAUUUUAACAGGAUUUAACCUAAUUUUUUAAAUUAAAGUGUUAACAGUACACAUAAAAAGAGAACAACAAAAUACAAUGUUAAUCUUAAAAAAUAUUUACGAUUUCUGUCGGCCGCGUCAACUUAUGGCCACUAUGACUACAAACUGGUUUCAUUGCAAAUCAAAGUAUAAACACAAUAGCCGCCAAUACAGCACAUGCCCCUGUGGCAUGAAAGUCACCAUAUGCGGGGCGGCGGGGUGCAUAGGUCAACCUCUCGCUUUGCUGCUAAAGCAGUGCCCGCUACUUGAUGAGAUUGCUCUGUACGACAUAAUCGCCACUUGCGGCUAUGGAAUGGAAUUAAGUCACGUCGAUACCAAAUGUAAAGUGUCUUCGUACUCUGGUCGCCACAUGCUCUGUGAUGCGCUCAAGUGCUUCACGAUAAUAGCAACUGAGCCUGUGGAGAGCAUGGUGCCUCUAUUGGGAGAGCUCCAGCGGUUGCGCAGCGUCUACGACCCGCGGAGACUUCUGGGUUGUGUUGAGCUGAACUGCGUGCGCGCCAACACAGUGUUGGCGGAUUUCUUGCGCGUACCGCCCGAAGCAGUGCGUGUUCCUGUCAUAGGUGGCGCCACUCCCAACACUAUGGUGCCAGUGCUAUCGGCUGCUGUCAAUCCCUGCAACUUGACUCAAGAGCAGAUUGAGUGCAUAACAUCUUGUAUAAUGAGUGGAACAGAAGCGGUAUGCGCCGCGAAAGGUUGCGCCACAGACACCCCGUGUCUAGCCGGUGCGUACGCAAUAGCUCGAACAACCAUCAACGUUGUCAAGGGCUUGCAGGGAAGCAAACAGGUGGUGCAGUGCGCUUACGUCGACAAUAUGGGCACAUGCGCACCGGACUGCCAAUUCUUUGCUAGUGAGGUCGUACUGGGACCAUCUGGGGUUGAAAAAAAUUUGGGAGUACCAGAACUAACGAAGUUUGAGAACUGUUUACUGUGCAACUGCCUACCGUACGUACGGAACGAAAUAUGCAGAGCAAUAUGGCUGGUGUACACGAUGUGCUCUCAGUGCUGCUGCGUUAACUGCUUGGCACACCCUAGCACCUGCUAUUCGCCACCAAUCGUGCCCUGCGUUCCGCCCAUCAACUGGACCUGCGAGUAUCCCGACACCUGCCGUGACGAGUAUCUGGCCUCUAUCUGCCGCAAGAUGACCUGCAAGUGCAGUACGGCAGAGCUGUGCUGGCGACCCCGCGAAGAAGACUACGACGCGGCGCGCGCCUCCAACAUCACGCAUCAGCUGCCUACACGAAGCCCGCCCUGCUCCAUCUGCCACGUGCCAAGGAGCGUGCUCAUCGAGAAACAAAUCCGGGAAAUGGCUAAGGAGCCACACGUAUAGACGAACCGGAUUAACCCAUUGUCAAUCUCGUGAGGUGGACACUAUUCUAACAUUAUCCUUUAUCUGCUGACACGAGGCGCGCCUUAAUCCAUCUGAAAGUACCAAGGAGCCGGAGAAACAAAUCCGACAAAUAGCCAAGGAGCCACACGUGUAGAGAAACCCGAUUUUAUCAGUGAGUCUCGAGAAGUGGACACUACUCAAAAAUUACCCACCAACUGCCAACACGAAGCCCGCCCUGCUCCAUCUGCCACGUGCCAAGAAGCGUGCUCAUCGAGAAACAAAUCCGGGAGAUGGCCAAGGAGUCACAGGUUUUCUGAGAAGUGUGCACUAGUGAUUUCAGCAGAGGUAGUCAUGGAUUCAUAUAAUUUGCAUAUAAAUUAAUAUUGGUGAAACAGAAGAUAUUGAAAUGUUUACGCCAUUUCAAUCUAUAAAAUACAGUUGGAUCAAAUCAAGAAACAAAGUAAACUGUAACUAAGAAUAACUUGUUCGAAGUUGUGAAAUUUAGUUAUCCCUAUUUGUAAUAUCUAACUGUAACAAGUGAAGAAGUGUUGUGAAAAGUAAAUCGGUCAAAUUUUCAAAUAUAAAACGAUA